Molecule: messenger RNA, 1698 nt
Organism: Penicillium angulare
Lineage: Eukaryota; Fungi; Ascomycota; Eurotiomycetes; Eurotiales; Aspergillaceae
Exons: 4
Coding region: 1-1698 (565 amino acids)
Biological process (GO): transmembrane transport
Molecular function (GO): transmembrane transporter activity
Source: RefSeq, a predicted model, not a curated record
AUGGAGGCAGCGAGCACAAAAAAUGACCACGAAGAGCCUGGAAACAGCAAGACCGAGCUCAUUAAUGAAAAUGAGGUUCAAGUUUCUGAAAUUGACACCGGAAGUGCAACCACCUUCACCCUCUCUAAAAAGGAUGGCUUGCUUCUUCUCUCGCUCGGCAGUCUAAGUUUGAUGGCCGCACUAGACGGCACAUCUAUAUCAACAGCAUUACCGACCAUGUCCCAAGAUCUAGGAGGCACUGCAAUCGAGGCCUUUUGGACAGGAACGUCAUUCACUCUUUGUUCAGCCGUCUUCCAGCCAGUUUUUUCUUCAUUAUCUAAUAUCUUCGGUCGCAAACUGCUGGUAAUCAUUGCCAUUAUCUGGUUCACCAUCGGAGCUAUUGUAGCUGGUGUUGCAAAUAAUAUCACGCAGAUGCUAGUCGGACGAUCUUUGCAGGGAAUUGGGGGUGGAGGAAUCAUUACCCUGACAGCUAUCCUAAUCGCUGAUAUCGUACCCUUGAAGCACCGCGCGAAGUAUUUCGGGAUACUCAGUGCGAUAUGGAGCUUAGGGACGGUAGUUGGGCCAGUCAUUGGGGGUUGUUUUGCUCAAAAGGCUACCUGGCGUUGGAUAUUCUAUAUCAAUUUCCCUUUCAUUGCAAUUGGCACCAUGUUAGUAGCAUGGUCCACGAGCUUCAAGCACAAAUCACAAAGCCAACUCUCAUUCCGCGCCAAACUACAUCAAAUCGACUAUAUUGGAAUCGCCCUCUUCGUCCCCAGCACCGCCUCCCUCCUCAUCCCACUAACCUGGGGAGGAGUCUUAUUCCCCUGGAAAUCAUGGCACACGCUAGUUCCCCUCCUACUCGGCGCCGCAGGACUCUGCACAUUCGCAGCCUACGAGAUCCAAAUCGCCAAACAUCCCAUUAUCCCACCGGCGGUGUUCUAUAACCGAACGGCUCUGAUCUCAUUUUUAGGCUUCACGGCCGUUGGUCUGAUAAUCUGGUGCAACCUCUACUUCCUCCCACUCUACUACGAAGCCGUGAAGGGAUUCCACCCCAUAAUGUCGGGAAUUGCUCUUUUCCCCGAAACAUUCACAUUAGCGCCCAGCGCAAUGAUCAUUGGGUUCCUUAUAAGUCGGACAGGGAAAUACUACUGGGCUGUUUGUCUCGGCUGGUUGGUUUCAACUAUAGGCUUGGGAUUAUUAUGUCUACUCGACGUGGAGACUAGUACUGUUAAAUGGAUCUUUCUGAAUCUUAUCGGUGGUAUUGGAUUGGGAAUGGUGCUUCCCUCCGUCGCAUUGGCUAUACAGGCUUCUGCCCGUGACGAGAAUCUAGCGAUGGCAGUUGCUAUAUCGACUUUUUUUCGAGGAUUCGGACAAUCGAUUGGUGUUGCGAUUGGGGGAGUCAUUUUUCAGAAUCGAAUGAAGAGUACUAUGUUGUCGAGGCCCUUAUUGAGAUCGCUUGCUGAGCAGUAUUCGAGGGAGGCAUCUAGUGCUGUGGAGAUGAUUCGGGCUAUGCCGGAUGGGCCGUUGAAGCAGGAUGUCAAAUGGGCUUAUGCGCAUAGCUUGAAGUAUGUGUGGGGAUUUACGUGUGCGGUCUCUGGGCUGAUAUUUUUUGUGAGUCUUUUUACUAAGUCUUACACGUUGAACCGGGUGGGAGUCUCGAGAAGCUGUGAAGAUUUACAGGUGGAAGUUCAAGUUGCUGAACAAGAUAAUAAGGCGUAG